UCUCCCUAGCUUGCUAGAUAUAGCCGCACAAAAUCCCACAAACUUGUAUUAAUUUACAGCAAUGGUCACCGUACGGAACCAAUCAAAACACGUGUGUGUGAUCGGGUCGGGGCCGUCGGGGCUUGUGGCGGCGAGGGAGCUGAGAAAGGAAGGGCAGAGUGUGGUGGUUUUGGAGCAAAACCAUGAUGUUGGAGGCCAAUGGCUGUACGACCCACAUGUGGAGGGAGAGGUACACAGUAGCAUUUAUGCCUCUUUGAGGCUGAUAUCUCCGAGGGAGAUCAUGGGGUUCUCUGAUUUUCCAUUUUUGGUCAAGAAAGACAGGGAUAUUAGAAGAUUCCCCGGCCACAGGGAGCUUUUUCUGUAUCUGAAAGAUUUUUGUGAGUGGUUUGGGUUGAGGGAGAUGAUAAGGUUCAACACGAGGGUGGAGUAUGUGGGGAUGCUGGAUUCUGGCGCCAUUGGGAGGGAUUUGAAAUGGGUUGUGAGGAGUAGAGAGAAGAAGGCUGAGAAGGUGGUGGAGGAGGUGUUUGAUGCGGUGGUUGUCGCCACUGGACAUUACUCUCAGCCUAAGUUGCCUUCCAUUAAAGGCAUGGAUGAGUGGAAAAGGAAGCAAAUGCAUAGUCACAUUUACAGAGAUCCCCUGCCAUUUCGCAAUGAGGUUGUGGUGGUGGUUGGAAACUCGUUGAGUGGACAAGAUAUAUCAAUGGAGCUUGUUGAUGUGGCAAAGGAAGUCCACCUCAGCUCCAAAUCUCUUGACAUUACCGAAGGUCUAUCAAAAGUCAUCUCCAAACACGAGAACUUGCAUCUUCGUUCUCAGAUUGAAUCUCUUCAUGAAGAUGGACGGGUUCUCUUCGUAGAUGGGUCUUGGCUCAUUGCUGAUUCUAUCCUAUACUGCACAGGGUAUUCAUAUGGGUUCCCAUUUCUUGACACCAAAGGGAUCGUUGGUGUGGAUGAUGACAGAGUGGGGCCUUUGUAUGAGCACACUUUCCCUCCUUCUCUUGCUCCCUCUCUCUCUUUUGUAGGUAUUCCCAGAAAGCUUAUAGGGUUCCCUUUCUUUGAGUCACAAGCAAAAUGGAUAGCUCAGCUCCUAUCUGGCAAAAGAGCAUUGCCAUCAUGGGAUGACAUGAUGCAGUCCAUUAAGGAGUUCUACCACUCUCGGGAUCUUGCUGGCAUUCCAAAGCAUAACACCCACGAUAUCGGCGAAUUCGAGUAUUGUGAUAGAUAUGGAGAUAAUGUUGGGUUCCCACACUUGGAAGAAUGGAGGAAACAGAUAUGCGUUUCAGCUUUAGUAAAUGCUGUGGCCAACUUAGAGACAUAUCGUGAUUCAUGGGAUGAUGAAGAGCUGCUUCAAGAGGCUCUUCAAAGCCCUUAUUUCACUCAACUUCAAAAUGAAGCUUUUACUCAGUGAAUGAAUUAAAGCCGGCCUAUUUGGUUUUCUUGGACCAUCAUAAUAAUUAUAUUCAAGUAAAAGUAUUUGGUUUUCUUUCUUUCUUUUUUCUUUUUAUUCUCUAUUGGGGGGGACUAGGAGGAACUUAAUUAAUUACUCAUGUUGUAAAAGAA
Corylus avellana is the source of this 1557-nucleotide messenger RNA. Its product is annotated as flavin-containing monooxygenase FMO GS-OX-like 9. The record is from RefSeq and is a predicted model, not a curated record. Gene Ontology annotation, molecular function: flavin adenine dinucleotide binding; N,N-dimethylaniline monooxygenase activity; NADP binding. NCBI's taxonomy places the organism in Eukaryota, Viridiplantae, Streptophyta, Magnoliopsida, Fagales, Betulaceae.